Molecule: messenger RNA, 2439 nt
Organism: Puccinia graminis f. sp. tritici CRL 75-36-700-3
Lineage: Eukaryota; Fungi; Basidiomycota; Pucciniomycetes; Pucciniales; Pucciniaceae
Exons: 2
Coding region: 201-1874 (557 amino acids)
Source: RefSeq, a predicted model, not a curated record
UUUUAUUUUGGUUGCCUUCGAUCUUUCAUGAAUCUUUUCUUCUUCAUUCAUUCGAGAUAUCCUUUGAACGUCUCUCAUUACCAACUCACACCCAGCCUCUCGACUGGACCAGACCACAUCAACACAUAGACUCAGCAGACCAGCCAGCCCAGCGAACAGAGCACUACAUAGGCAAGCGACUUAAGGGGAAAACCAUCAUCAUGAAACCAACGACCAAGAACAGAAGAACAACAACAACAAGACUCACUUCCUCACCCCAUCCAUCCUCAUCCUCAUCAGCAUCCUCAUCCUCCUCAUCACUACCUCGAACACCCAAACCACAUAACACCCUACUCGACAGCAUCCUCUCCUCACCACGCCAGUCUCAUACAACCAAAAAGACUGAAACUCAAAUCACUCCCAACAAACUCAACAGGGCACUCAACAACCUACUCAACCAGCCCCGCGGCCACCCCUCCCACAAACAAACUGCCAUGAACCAGCUCAUCCAAACACUCUCCACCCUCCGAUCAAAACAUCACAUCCAUGAUCAUCUUGAACAACCUUACUCCAAACGGAUCAAGAUCCAGGCCGCAGCUGAUGGCUCAGCCUCACUCGUCCUCCCAUCCAUGCAGCCCACUCUAGACCCAUCGCACUACUAUUACCAACAUCUUCACUACCCACAACCCACCACCAUCGCACCCGCCACUCUCUUCUUAUCCCCCAGCUCAUCCUCCUCAUCCAAUCCUCUGCUGGCCUCAUCCUCAGAGACCAACCAACACUCCCCGCUCGUCUCUGCCACCACUCAGGAAUACGGCCGAGUGAUCAUGAAGAAAGACGCACUGAUCAACAAGCUCGGACUCGAGGCCGCCCAGCGUGCUAUUCGUAAGGCCAGAAGCCAGCGGAAACCCUACCGCCCUUCAGCAAAUCAUCCACCUUCAUCCUCGCCCCCAAGCUCCCCACAGACAAGCUGCUGGCGUACCGGGAGGAUCGGAAAAUGGCUCGAAUCCGCCGACGAUGAUUCAGAGGAUGAAGGGGACAGACGGACCAAUUUGCCCCGUGGCCGGGACUUGAUGGGCUCACUUUCCAAGCUCGCCAAAGAAGAAUCCUCGACAUCCGCUCAGCCUUCCUCCAGCUCGACUGACCAAGCAGGCAAUGAUCCACAGAGCUUGUUCUGGUCGCCGAUCAAGGGCAAACAGAAGCCGCCCGGGAUGCCGGCAACCAAGCGGGCACCGCACUCGGCCUCGAUCGCCGCGCCGAUCGACAGCCAGCAGAUCCUCGAGCGAAUCGGGCGGAUGAGUGCGCUGGAGAUGGGCAUCCGCUGGCCGCUCGACCGGCCCUCGACCCCGCCGAACCAACAGUCGUCGUUCUUCCACAUCGACGAGCUCAACGCCGCCCGCGGCCACCGUCACCCAGCCGACCGUCUUGCCCCCUUCUCGCAGCUCUCCUUCGGCAGCCAGUCCGGCACGGCGCUCCAGACUAGCAUGCUCAAGCCCGGCUGCAACCUCUCCCAGGCCUUCCUCGUCCGGGCCGCCUCCCCGACCAUCCUCCUCUCCGCCCCCGCCCCGGCCGACGAGAAUCGCAGCCCACUUGUGCUCGCCCCGCAGCCCCACCUCUCACCCUCUUUACCGGCCAGACCACAUCAAAACGACUUCUCUCCCUGCUCGCCGUUGAGACAUGAUCUCCUCAAACUGAUCGACCAGCACCAAGGAUCUGCCAGACUCGAUAGUCCCAACCCGAUAACCGCCUUCUCCUCUUUACAAUCUACGGCAACACACGAACACCGUUGGCUCGCUGACCUGGACACCAACUCACUCGCUAACCUGAACUUCGAUAACCCCUUCUCUUCUCCCACUCCGGAUCCCCCGCUUGAAGACUUCUUGGGAUACGUUUGAUCUUCUUCUUCCUUUUCUUCUUUGGAUAGAACUUCCUGGAAAUACCUCUUCUCUUCUUCAUAUAUAUUUAUAUCUAUAUAUAUAUAUAUACAUAAAAUUUAUAUUUAUAAGUCUAUUCAUCUCUCCAUCUUUUUUUUUGUUUCUUUGAUAAAGUUUCUGUAACCCUUACAUCCUUACUAGUGUUGUUGUUGUGAUUCUUAAGUAGUAUGGUCUCAGUACCGGUAUUUAUAUCUACAUAACCUUAUAGUUAUUUAUAUAUAUGUGUCCGGACUCAUUGGAUACGUUGUUGUCUUUCUUUUUUUUUGGUUGGUUGUUGAGGAGUCAAGGGGGGGGGAGGGGGUUAUCUUGUGGAUGAGAUAUAGGUGUUUCUUAUCUUUGUUUUGGAUGUAUAUGUUUUGGUUUUGGUUGUUGGCCGGAAGGGUGCCGUUCUGGACAGGCGGCUGGCUAAUAAGAGACUCACUUUAGUCAACUCCCAGGUCUUUUUCCCAAUUUAGAGGCUUAUUAUAUCUUGUUUUCCAUUUUUUAGGUUUUACAUUGUUUUCAAUACAUAAACAAAUUCACACAC